Molecule: messenger RNA, 2087 nt
Organism: Rosa rugosa (rugosa rose)
Lineage: Eukaryota; Viridiplantae; Streptophyta; Magnoliopsida; Rosales; Rosaceae
Product: (6-4)DNA photolyase
Exons: 14
Coding region: 53-1666 (537 amino acids)
Biological process (GO): entrainment of circadian clock by photoperiod; circadian regulation of gene expression
Cellular component (GO): cytoplasm; nucleus
Molecular function (GO): DNA binding; FAD binding
Source: RefSeq, a predicted model, not a curated record
CGGUUCAAACUCUCUCUUCCUUUUCAGAAGCGCUCUCCGUCCCAACCCGAUAAUGUCAUCCGGGUCGGGUUCUCUGAUGUGGUUCCGCAAGGGCCUGAGGAUCCACGACAACCCUGCUCUCGAGCACGCCUCCAAGGCCUCCAAUUUCCUCUACCCGGUCUUCGUCAUCGACCCGCACUACAUGAAGCCCGACCUGACCGCACCCUCCUCCGGGUCCUCCAAGGCCGGCCUGAACCGGAUCCGGUUCCUGCUCCAGAGUCUGGUCGAUUUGGAUUUGAGCCUCAAGAAGCUCGGGUCCAGAUUGUUGGUGCUUAAAGGCGACCCCAGCGAGGUCAUCGUUCGUUGCCUUAAGGAGUGGGAUGUGAAAAAGCUUUGCUUUGAGUAUGAUACUGAACCAUAUUACCAAGCUCUAGAUGUUAAAGUCAAGGGUUUCGCAUCCGCGGCUGGGAUUGAGGUUUUCAGUCCUGUAAGUCAUACGCUGUUCAAUCCUGCGGAGAUUAUACAGAAGAAUGGGGGAAGGCCACCUUUGAGUUAUCAAUCAUUUGUAAAGCUUGCUGGGGAACCCUCGUGGAUAUCCACGCCUCUUGCUAUGACGCUUUCUUCACUUCCUCCGGUUGGGAAUGUUGCGAAUUGUGAGGUUUCAGAAGUUCCGACUGUUGAAGAACUUGGUUAUGAAGAGGCUCAACAGGAUGAAUUUUCUCCUUUUAGAGGUGGUGAGUCAGAAGCCUUGAAGAGGUUAAGACAAUCAAUCGAAAAAAAGGAGUGGGUGGCAAACUUCGAGAAACCUAAGGGUGAUCCAUCUGCAUUUCUAAAGCCAGCAACAACUGUUUUAUCACCUUAUUUGAAAUUUGGUUGUCUCUCUUCUAGAUACUUUUACACAUGCCUUCGAGAUGUACAGAAAAAUGUCAAAAGGCAUACAUUACCCCCAGUAUCUCUUGCUGGACAGUUAUUAUGGCGAGAGUUUUUCUACACAGUGGCAUUUGGCACUCCUAAUUUUGACCAGAUGCGGGGAAACAAAAUAUGCAAGCAGAUACCUUGGAAUGAUGAUGAUAAAUUGCUGGCAGCAUGGAGGGAGGCUAGAACAGGAUACCCUUGGAUCGAUGCUAUCAUGACCCAGCUCCGCAAGUGGGGAUGGAUGCAUCAUCUAGCACGACAUUCUGUUGCAUGUUUUUUAACUCGUGGUGAUUUGUUUGUUCACUGGGAAAAAGGGCGUGAUGUUUUUGAGAGGCUGCUGAUUGAUUCAGAUUGGGCAAUCAAUAAUGGAAACUGGCUAUGGCUAUCAUGCUCAUCAUUUUUCUACCAGUAUAACCGUAUCUAUUCCCCAAUCUCGUUUGGAAAGAAGUAUGACCCAAAUGGUGAUUACAUUAGACAGUUUCUCCCUGUACUUAAAGAUAUGCCAAAGGAGUACAUUUAUGAGCCAUGGACAGCUCCUCUGAGCAUUCAGAACAAAGCAAAGUGCAUAAUUGGAAGAGAUUAUCCAAAGCCAGUGGUUUAUCAUGAUUCUGCAAGCAAAGAGUGCAAGAAGAAAAUGGCUGAAGCAUAUGCAUUGAACAAGAAGUUGACUGGCUUGGUGAGCGAAGCAGAUCUAAUAAACUUGCGAAGAAAACUGGAGGAAGACCAAAAGCCAGAGGUAAAGAACAAACGGCAAAGAAAGCUGACGGGCUAAUGGUAUUGCAUAGUGACAAACUAGCUAGUUGCAGAAAUAGAUGAACUAGUUGUAGCUGCCUGCCCUCCUCUCAUUUCGGAAAGAUUUAGUAGUAUUAUCUUCUGAUGACCUGGUCUUGAUAGUGUCCAUAACUCACUAUGCGCAGAUCUAACAGCCGCUGCCUGACCUAACCUUUGAACUCAGCUUGGUCACCCAAUGCUAGGAAAACCUUCUAACCCUUCUCUCUUCGCUUCAUUUAGUUAUGCUCUGUAAUUGUGCAUUCCAGUCUUUCAUUAUUCAUGUACGGUAUAACAUUGCUUUGCAGCUUGUGCACCAUAAUUACUGCAAACUCAGGAUGCAGGAUAUGUAAAAUGGUGCUCUACUAUUAAUUGUAGUUGAUUGCAUACUAAAUUUGUUCAUCUUUCAGCUGGAUCAAUUUCAA